Messenger RNA from Medioppia subpectinata, 333 nucleotides. Lineage: Eukaryota; Metazoa; Arthropoda; Arachnida; Sarcoptiformes; Oppiidae. The record is from the annotation of a GenBank genome assembly.
AUGACUAUUCGAGUGAUAAUUCUGGUCUCAAAGGCAGCUAUUUUUAGUAUAUUAAAGCCGAACGCAUACAUCGGUGCUCAGGGACCCAAUGAAUUCACCAUAGUCGACUUUUGGUCCAUGAUAUGGCAAAGCGAGUCCCAUAUCAUCGUUAUGCUGACCAAAGUGUUUGAUUUCAUACGUGUUAUGUGCGCCCAAUACUGGCCACAAACGGUCGACUCGUCUGAAAUCUACGGACAAUUUGAAGUCACUUUAAUAGAUGAGGAGAAGACCGCCGAUUAUGUCAUCCGAACCAUUAAACUUGGAUGGACCAAAUGUAGUCAUUUUCAGUCAUAA